Molecule: messenger RNA, 1770 nt
Organism: Mobula hypostoma (lesser devil ray)
Lineage: Eukaryota; Metazoa; Chordata; Chondrichthyes; Myliobatiformes; Myliobatidae
Gene: tusc3
Product: tumor suppressor candidate 3
Exons: 10
Coding region: 35-1045 (336 amino acids)
Cellular component (GO): oligosaccharyltransferase complex
Source: RefSeq, a predicted model, not a curated record
AAGAUACGCGGCUGGCGUUACCCCAGUUAUCGGAAUGGCGUCCAGUCGGAGGUUGGCACCGCUGUCCGUGGUAACCGUCAGCUCCUGGCUGCUUCUCCUCUUGUGUGUUCAUUUCGGAAGUGGGCAGAAGAAAAAAGAGAACCUCCAGGCAGAAAAAGUGGAACAGCUAAUGGAAUGGAGCUCCAGACGUUCAAUUAUUCGAAUGAAUGGUGACAAAUUUCGAAGGUUUGUUAAGGCCCCUCCUCGUAAUUAUUCUGUGAUUGUGAUGUUCACUGCUCUUCAGCCCCAAAGACAAUGUUCUGUCUGCAGACAAGCAAAUGAAGAAUACCAGGUGCUGGCAAAUUCAUGGCGGUAUUCCUCUGCAUUUUCUAAUAAGCUUUUCUUCACUGUGGUGGAUUAUGAUGAAGGAGCAGAUGUAUUUCAACAGUUAAAUAUGAACUCUGCUCCCACAUUCAUGCAUUUUCCACCAAAAGGCAAACCCAAGAGAGCUGACACCUUUGAUCUCCAGCGAAUCGGAUUUGCAGCUGAACAGCUUGCGAAGUGGAUUGCUGACCGAACUGAUGUCCAUAUUCGUGUGUUUAGACCUCCGAACUAUUCAGGCACCAUUGCCUUGGCUCUCCUUGUUUCACUCGUAGGAGGAUUGUUGUAUUUGCGGAGAAAUAACCUGGAAUUUAUCUAUAACAAAACCGGCUGGGCCAUGGCUGCUCUGUGUGUGGUAUUUGCCAUGACUUCUGGACAAAUGUGGAAUCACAUUCGUGGUCCUCCAUAUGCUCAUAAAAACCCACAAAAUGGACAAGUGAGCUACAUCCAUGGGAGUAGCCAAGCUCAGUUUGUUGCAGAGUCACACAUCAUUCUUCUCCUAAAUGCUGCCAUCACCAUGGGAAUGGUUCUUCUAAAUGAAGCUGCAACAUCUAAAGGAGACGUUGGAAAAAGACGAAUAAUCUGUCUGGUGGGAUUAGGCUUGGUGGUUUUUUUCUUCAGUUUGCUGCUGUCAAUAUUCCGGUCCAAGUAUCAUGGAUAUCCUUAUAGCUUUUUAAUAAAGUAACCAACGGAGCCACAAAAAAUCUGGGCGGUGGGCAUGAAGAUAAAUGUCAUCUGAAAAGGAAGUAUUCUAUAUUAGGUUCCACAAGACAUUGUAAAAAAUGUUACCCAUUAAUUUUGACACUUAUAAUUGUGAAAAUGUGUAACUGUUGUUUAGAAGGGAAUCUUGUGUUUGCAUUCAUUUUGUCUCUCUAAUGUAUACAUUUAUUUAUUAGCUUAGAGUUGCUGUAGAGGAUGAUGCAGAAAUUGAUCAGAAAUAUAAUGAAAGUGCAAGAAUCUCCACAUGACUUUUGACUAAUUCCUUGGCACCAUUUAGUAUCAUAUUUCACAUAAGUGCUUAAUGCUCUUGUCAGAUUCCUGAAAUGCAUUGGAAGAAUCAUGAUUCUAAAGAAAAGCCUGGGGACAAAAUUUUAUAUGCUUCACAGGAAAUCGUUUCAAGCCAAAGUAAAGGGAGCUUCAUUUGCCCACUAUGUUUAAGUAUUUGUGUAGAUCCAAGCAAGGAUAAUCAGGAAAAAUGCAACCAUAUGUCUUAUUAUCAAGAAUUGGCAAAUAUCAUUUUUCAAAAAUACUCUCUUUGGUGAGAGGUGUUGUGCUUAAUUUUUGUGGUAGCAUGCUGACAAGGUGAUAUUGCAUUAUCUGAAAAUAGCAGUCCCCCAACACUCAUUCAGCAGCCAGCUGUUGGGGACUUCCAGAUGAAUUUUAAAAUUUAAAAUAAUGCACUUUAUUUUG